Puccinia triticina is the source of this 1974-nucleotide messenger RNA. RefSeq lists its product as uncharacterized. NCBI's taxonomy places the organism in Eukaryota, Fungi, Basidiomycota, Pucciniomycetes, Pucciniales, Pucciniaceae. The record is from RefSeq and is a predicted model, not a curated record. The coding region runs from base 1 to 1974 and encodes 657 amino acids. The transcript has 10 exons. Gene Ontology annotation, molecular function: ATP binding; protein serine/threonine kinase activity. Gene Ontology annotation, biological process: protein phosphorylation.
AUGCAGCCACCACCAGCCCAGACGGUCAACAGCAGAUGGCCAGAACCAUCCCAGCAGCCAGCCCAACAGCUCAUCAUCACCCUCCUCAGAGCCAGCGAACUCACGCUGCCCCCCGCACACCCACGCCUCAGACCCUACGCCGUCCUCCAACCACUCCACUCCAACCCAUCAUCAGCCUCACCCUCAACCGUCUGCCAGCUCACACCGAGCAGCAACUCAGCCCCAGUCGAGCAGCCCGUCUGGAACCAUGUCGCCAUCUUCGACAUCUUCAACCCCCGCUCCUCGCUCUUCAUCUCCAUCUACUACAACCAGAACACCCAGCCAACAACCGCCGCCGCCACCCCCUCCUCCCAGGACCAGCCAGACCGGCUCCUGGGAUAUACCAUCAUUGAUCUCGCCAGCCUGCUCUCAGCUGAGAACUCUAGCAUCAAACCAACAGAAGAGCAGAAGAAACAUACUAUCCUCGACAGCUCCAUCGACCUGUGGGAUCAAUCGGGAGACACCAAGACCGGAGCAAUCUCGAUCAAGAUCGAAAUCAAACAGACCAACAACCUCCAUCAGCAGUCUCACCAGCAACAGCAACAUAUUACAACUGCCAAAAAGAUCUCGAUCGAUGACUUUGAAAUCAUCAAACUGAUCGGCGAAGGAUCGUAUGGACAAGUUUAUCGAGUGAGAAAGAAGGAUACACGCAGGUUGUACGCGAUGAAGACCCUAGAGAAGCGGCAGAUCGAGAUCACGAAAGAAGGAGGAGCAAAUGAUGGCGAGACGGAGGAGCGGACGUCGAAGAUCAAGCUCGAGCGGGUCCUGUCCGAGCGCAAGAUCCUCGAACAGACCCGCGGCUCCGAGUUCCUCGUCGGGCUCAAGUUCUCCUUCCAGACCCCGGAGAACCUCAACCUUGUCAUCUUCUAUACCGCCGAAAUCCUCUCCGGGCUCAAGUUUCUGCACGCGAUGAACAUCGCCUAUCGCGACCUCAAACCGGAAAACUGUCUGUUGGAUGCGACCGGACACGUCGCACUCUGUGACUUCGGCCUGAGCAAAUUGGACAUGGAUGCGGAUGCAGUCACUCAGACGUUUUGCGGGACGACCGAAUACAUCGCCCCGGAAGUUCUACUCGAGAGUGGGUAUACCCGGUUGGUCGAUUUCUGGGCCUUGGGCGUCUUGAUCUUCGAGAUGAGUGUCGGCUGGACGCCUUUUUUUAGCGAGAAUCGCGCGGUUCGAUACACGUUAAUCCUCGAAAGCGACAUUCGCACCAAGUUUCCCAAACGUGGAAUUAGCGAGGUCACCAAAGAAAUCAUCCUUUGUUUAUUGGAGCGAGAUCCGAGUCGACGACUGGGAGCAAAAGGGAUCGAGGAGAUAGAAUCGCAUGGGUUUUUCGCGGGGCUAGACUGGGCAGCGCUUCGAAGCAAGCGUCUGACCCCGCCGUUCAAGCCGCGAGUGGAGUCAGAUGCGAGUCUGAGCUACGCGUCCGACCCGAUCUACUCGUACGGCAGCCGGACGUCGAACAGUCUCCGGGGCGGGCCCGGCCGGGCCGAACGGCACAGCGAGGAAGACCAUGACGCCGGCUGCCAUCCCCAAGCCCUCUCCUCUAACACCACUCGCACUCAGCACUCGCGCCCUAACCAUCUCGCAUCCACAACGGCCCAUAGCUACCAGUACCAACAACAACACUCGCGCAGAAGCUCGGUGGAAAAUAAAACUACCGGCGUCCAGCUCCCCCGGCCCAACUAUCCCCUGCCCAACCACCACUUCGUCUCCGCCUUCGACACCCAUCAUCUCCACCAUCCUCCCCCCGCCGCGACGGCCGCCGCUUCCGCCUCCCACCUCGACCUCGCCCUCACCCAGCGCCAGAGCCUCGAAGACCUCCAUCUCCAUUCUCCCAAUAAUCCCAACCUCAACCACCCCCUCCAUCUCAACAACCACAACUUCUUCAAAGGCUUCACCUUCUCGUCCAGGGACGACUCCUUAAUCAACUAA